Molecule: messenger RNA, 1900 nt
Organism: Trichophyton rubrum CBS 118892
Lineage: Eukaryota; Fungi; Ascomycota; Eurotiomycetes; Onygenales; Arthrodermataceae
Exons: 2
Coding region: 1-879 (292 amino acids)
Source: RefSeq, a predicted model, not a curated record
AUGGAUGUGGAUGAAGAUGAUAUAGACACUUGCCAAAUUGGUAAAUAUGAGCAGGGUUAUUUCAUGCCUAGAUUCUCUGAUUCCAUGGAGCUUCAAGGACCAUCUCCCAGUUCACCAUACGACCCAACACAGUUCAUGAACGGGAAAGACCCUGAAACAACUGUGGUCGAGUUAGCAAAUCUCCUCAAGAAAACCGUCGAUGAGAGAAAUGCUUCCCGGAGAUGCCUUUUGCAGACACUGAAAACAAUAACCGAUCUCAAAUCCCACAUUGAAGAGCACCGGUUCAUAAUUAUGGAAAGUCAAGCAGCCCUCGCUGAAUGCACGCGCAAAAAUAGCAGCUAUCUUUCGUUUCUCAUGGCCGUUGAGCCAAGAUGGAUACAGGAUACUUGGGUCUCCUUCCCCGCCAACGAGCCGCUGCUGGGGGUGUCUGAAUACAAAUGGGCCCGAGGGGAAUCGCAGCAUGCGUUGAAUGAACUUUGUCUCCUGAGAAAGCGUCUAGACCCAGUUGGGGCUGAUUGGAUACAAACUUUCCUUCUCGAAGGCGCUAUAUUACUUUCCUCGGGCCAAUAUACAGAAGCCCGGUUUUCUAUCUCUGAUGUUAUCUUACCUCACCCCACCCUAGAGGAGCAGAAUCCCGAUGUAAUCCGUGAUCUUCGUGAUAUUGCUCACUUCUUACUCGGAAAGAUAUUUAUGGCGGAAGGGAAAUGGAGCGAGGCGCGUGGGGAGUUCUCUGAGGUCAUCCAUGUCCUUGAAUACAGCACCAGAGCGAUUCAGCUGAAGACUAUCUCACGCCAGAAAUCAAACCACAAGAGAAAACCGCGUUCUCUAUCAGCCUCUGCUCCCCGGGAUGAGGAGUCGACUCGCCUUGUCAUCGACUAGCACUUUACUUACCUAUAUCCAAGCUUCUGCAAGAAGCCUGAUGCUGCUAUCGAUGUGCUGGUAUCUGUGGAGGGACUACUUAAAUAUUCCUUUUCUCAUCAUAUUAUCACAUCUGGAGAGUUUCAGGUGGCAUAGUGACAAGUAUGUCUAAUGUCAAAAAAGAUGACACCCAACUACUAGAUCAAUUACAUCUUAGGGACUAAUCCUUCAAGUAGUAGGACAUCCUGAAAUAAUUCUACUGUAAACAACCUUCAGGGGGAUGGCGAUGAUACACAGACGUGCUGGCAAAGUCGCAACGCCAAUCUAACGUCAAUGUAACAACAUCUCAAGAUCUUUGCUACCAAACCUGCAUCAACAACCGCGCAAAUGCCCGAGUUACCCCAGGGGUAUGCGUUGAAUCUAUGGAGUACUCUGUAACUACUUUCAACUCCAUCUACGAGCGUGUAAACAAUCUCGUCGUCCUGGAGCGGAGCAUUCUCGAGAUGAGUUUGACGUCUUCCCUCUCCUGCGUCCCAUAUCUUCGCCCCCAUAAAAAUAGGAAUAUCACCUUGAUUUAUUACGUUCUAAUUAUCUCUGUAGGCAUCUUAAAAACUCCACUUAUUCGCUGCAUAAAUAAGGGUGAUCAUAUAAACAGCUCUUCGGUGAUAUCCAAUAUCGAAUGCCCCUCGAACCGCUUCCACAGCAUUUCCCCUUAUAUAACGCCAACUACCCCUGGGGCCCGGUUUCUAUGAUUAGUUACUUAGUUAACAUCGGGGACGUAGCUUGAAAGGCUGAGACAAAGACGACGCCAUCCGCCUAUUCUUCAUCAGCGUCAAAAGUAUCACCUCUCAGCCGUACCUGAGAUGACGAGUGCAAAGCCAACGCGUUACACAUCGAAUCCAUCGGUUUCGCGCCAAUCGAGCGAGCCGCGGUUGAAACAUUCUAGAAGUCAGCUCUCCAGACUCCACCCUCCCGAAGGCCAAUCUCGUUCUUACGAAGUAAAAUUAUUUAUAUUCCGACCAAUCGCGGCCCCAGCCGUGGC